UAUAAAGAGAGAGAGAGUCAGAGACUCCAUUUAAUACGAAUCAAUGCUACAAGAUGGGGUGCAGUCUCGCACUCAGCCUUAUGUUUCUGCUGGGAGGUUUAAACCGCAGAAUCCUUGCAGUGUCUACAGGGAACGUGGCACUCCGUGGCCUUGCCGUGCAGUCCAGCUCUUUGGCCAGCGAGGGCGAAGCAUAUCGCUCUAUAGAUGGGGACACCAACCCGGAUUACAUGAAGGGAUCGUGCAGUAAAACCAGCUACGAGUACCAGCCGUGGUGGACGGUGGAUCUGAGACGGAGCUAUGGGAUCUCUAACGUGACAAUCACCAAUCAGGCCCAAGCUGUAUCCACCCGGCUGCAGCCAUGGGCAGAGAUACACGUUGGAGACAGUAUGGAUGGUUACGGAGUGAAUAACGCAAGAUGUGUCUCCAUCACCACAAUGGCCGCAGGAGAGACACGGUCAUUUGCAUGUGGUGGGAUGAUUGGCCGCUAUGUCACCGUGGUUAUACCAAACAGGAAAGAUGUCCUUACCAUGUGUGAGGUGCAAGUAACAGCCAUCGUCAUCCCAGAACGCCAGUUUGGUAUCGUGAUUCAAAGCGUGUCUGACUCCGGAGAAACCAUUUUACAGCAGCCAGAAGAUAGAGAGAGCAUUAUACAGCAGGUGUUAUACAGAAUCCAGUCUAACGUUUCAACAUUAAAAUGGGGGAGAGACCAUAUGUUGGAGAGCGCUAACCACACCUGUAUCCCGCUCAGUACCAUCAGCCAAUAAUCUCCGAUAUCACUGAAGUGUUUAUAAAUAACAUCAAACCAUACAUCUCCUGUAAAUGGCAACUACAAUAAACUCAAAGAAAUGUUUGAAAUGAAAAG
This is a messenger RNA of Pelobates fuscus (common spadefoot toad), 862 nucleotides long. Its product is annotated as fucolectin-like. The record is from RefSeq and is a predicted model, not a curated record. The transcript has 7 exons. Lineage: Eukaryota; Metazoa; Chordata; Amphibia; Anura; Pelobatidae. Bases 54 to 764 code for a protein of 236 amino acids.